CUGUUCACACAGUCUCCGCCCGCUCUGGGUACUGUCUGAAGGAGAGAUAGAGAUCGGACUAUCAUAUCGCCCUUGUACAUUAAAUUUCAGACGCAUUCUCUGAUCAGCCCUGGGCUCAGCCGCUUUGAGCAAAAAAUAAUGCUUUUCAGUUACAUAUUUUUCUUUGUUUCUUUGGCGACUUUUCUGCGCGACUUCCAUGUGUCCAGCUGUGAUGAAAACUGUGAUGAUAAACCUGUGUUCAGUCCAUCCAGAGUUGUAGUGGAGUAUGGUGACUCCAUCAGUGUUACGUGCUCUGCAUGCCAGUCUGACUGCAAUGAGAACCAAACUGGUUUGGAAAGCCCUGUGGGAGACAAAACAAAAAAAGGAACCAAGAUUUUAUGGACAGUUCACAGAAUGACUGAAUGGGACUCAAAUGUCUAUUGCUAUCAUUCUGAUGCUUCUGAUUACCAGUGCUGCAGCCUCCUGCCUUUAACUGUGUACAAGCCUCCAGACAAUGUGUCCAUCGGCUUUGAUGGUCUCUCUGGGCCGAUGAUUGAGGGUCGUCAGUACACUCUGCAGUGUAAAGUACAGAAUGUUGCUCCUGUUGGAGACCUCACAGUGACUUUCUACAGAGGACAGACAGAACUGGGUAAAGCAAAGUCCACAAAUGACCUGAAGACACCAGUAAAUGAGACCUUCACUCUGAGCAUCAACACCAGUAAAGAAGAUGAUGGACUCCAGUACAGGUGUGAGGCCAAGCUGGAACUGGGACCUGAAGGACCACAGCCCCCCCUACUGGUGAAGUCAGAAAUCAUCACCACCACUGUCCUCUAUAAACCUCAGAUAGAGGGGCCAUUGCAUCCAGAUCAGAUCACCAUCACAAAGGGAAACUCUCUACAACUGAGCUGCAUGGCUGUGGGAAACCCCAGCCCCUCAUUCACCUGGGUGGUCCUCCCACGUAGUGUCCCCUCCUCCAAUAGCAGCCAUCUCACUAUCAAAUCUGUAGCUUAUGAGCAGGAAGGGCAGUACACCUGUUCUGUCAGCAACAGUGUGGGGACAGUCACUGUGACGUUUACUGUGGUUGUCAAAGCCAACAUCAUCCCAGACAUCAUAGGUGGAAUUGUUGGUGCUCUUUUAAUUGUCGGCUCAAUAAUAGGAGUCACAUUUUACUGCAGACACAAGUGAAUGUGGAGUAAGUCUGUGGGAAGGAAUGAAUCCUGUAUGGACAAUCCGGAGUGGUUCUGUGCUGCAGAGUUUAAGACAACUACCAUCAACUGCAACAUCCUUGGUUUGAGUCUGGUU
Messenger RNA from Toxotes jaculatrix (banded archerfish), 1281 nucleotides. Its product is annotated as vascular cell adhesion protein 1-like. The coding region runs from base 139 to 1164 and encodes 341 amino acids. The record is from RefSeq and is a predicted model, not a curated record. The transcript has 5 exons. Gene Ontology annotation, biological process: cell-cell adhesion. Gene Ontology annotation, molecular function: integrin binding. Gene Ontology annotation, cellular component: membrane. Lineage: Eukaryota; Metazoa; Chordata; Actinopteri; Toxotidae.